Messenger RNA from Misgurnus anguillicaudatus (oriental weatherfish), 381 nucleotides. RefSeq names its product histone H4. Lineage: Eukaryota; Metazoa; Chordata; Actinopteri; Cypriniformes; Cobitidae. Gene Ontology annotation, molecular function: DNA binding; structural constituent of chromatin; protein heterodimerization activity. The record is from RefSeq and is a predicted model, not a curated record. Gene Ontology annotation, cellular component: nucleosome.
ACUCACUCUGUUUUAUACAUUGAAAUCAUGUCAGGAAGAGGAAAAGGCGGUAAAGGACUCGGCAAAGGAGGCGCUAAGCGUCAUCGCAAGGUUUUGCGUGAUAACAUCCAGGGAAUCACCAAACCCGCCAUCCGUCGUCUCGCUCGUCGUGGUGGUGUCAAGCGUAUCUCCGGUCUGAUCUAUGAGGAGACUCGCGGUGUGCUGAAGGUGUUUUUGGAGAACGUUAUUCGUGACGCCGUCACCUACACUGAACACGCCAAGAGAAAGACCGUCACCGCCAUGGAUGUCGUCUAUGCUCUGAAGCGACAGGGUCGCACUCUGUACGGUUUCGGAGGUUAAGCUUCAGUUUUUCGCAAAUCCAACGGCUCUUUUAAGAGCCAC